Molecule: messenger RNA, 3820 nt
Organism: Rhineura floridana
Lineage: Eukaryota; Metazoa; Chordata; Lepidosauria; Squamata; Rhineuridae
Gene: CASTOR2
Product: cytosolic arginine sensor for mTORC1 subunit 2
Exons: 9
Coding region: 452-1441 (329 amino acids)
Biological process (GO): cellular response to L-arginine; negative regulation of TORC1 signaling
Cellular component (GO): cytosol
Source: RefSeq, a predicted model, not a curated record
UUGUUUGUUACCCUGAAACAGCCGCAGCUUUUUUCUGCACUCCAGCUCUCCUCCUGGCGUCAGCGCUUCUCCCCUUCCCUGCCUCCUUUUGCUUUGCUUCUUUCUGUUCCAACCCCCCCUCCUCCUCCAUCACUCCCCCCAUACACACACACUUCUAUAGUUAGUACCAUCUCCCCGCCCCUUACCUUUUGUACAUUUCAUGGUCAAUAUUUUCUUAAAUCCUUUUUGCAAAGUCGUUUCCUUUCCUGACCCCCCCCCCCGCUCUCUUUCUCUGCCUGCGCUGGAAACGUAAUAGGAAGAGGGUGCAAAAAAAAAAAUACAAAGCGGAGGACCCCCCCCCCGCACGCACACACACACACGCUCCCCGCGCGCUUCUCCCCCCCCUCCCCAACACGCGCAACAAACCAUAGAAUCGCCAAACCGAGGAUCUACAAAUGAGUGAAAGGAAACGAUGGAAUUGCACAUUUUGGAGCACCGCUUGAGAGUCGCGAGCGUGGCCAAGGAGAGGAUCCCGUUGUUCACCUAUGGGCUCAUCAAGCUGGCUUUCCUCUCCUCCAAGACCAGGUGCAAGUUCUUCAGUUUAACCGAAACGCCAGAGGACUACACGAUCAUCGUGGAUGAAGAAGGCUUUCUCGAGCUACCUUCGUCAGAGCACUUGAGUGUGGCGGAUGCAACGUGGUUGGCACUCAACGUGGUUUCCGGAGGAGGUAGCUUCUCCAGCUCGCAGCCCAUUGGCGUGACCAAGAUUGCCAAGUCUGUGAUCGCUCCGCUGGCUGAUCAGAACAUCUCUGUUUUCAUGCUUUCCACCUAUCAGACAGACUUCAUCUUGGUACGUGAGCGGGACCUGCCCCUUGUGAUGCACACACUGGCGUCUGAGUUCACCAUCCUCCGGGUCGUGAAUGGGGAGGCCGUGGCAGCCGACAGCCUCGGGAUAACAAACGGGUUUAUGAAGCCAAAACUGGUUCAAAGGCCUGUCAUCCAUCCCCUCUCCAGUCCGAGUAACAUGUUCUGUGUCACCAGCCUGGAUCCAGAUACCCUUCCCUCUGUCACCACGCUCCUUAUGGAUGUCAUGUUUUACUCCAAUGGAGUAAAAGAUUCUGCGGUGGGCAAUGAAGAUGCUGGACACAUUCGCUUUUUCUCAUUUUCUCUCAUUGAGGGUUACAUUUCUUUGGUGAUGGAUGUCCAGACGCAAAAAAGGUUUCCUAAUAAUUUGUUGUUUACAAGCGCAUCGGGAGAACUCUGGAAGAUGGUUCGGAUUGGAGGGCAGCCCCUUGGCUUUGACGAAUGUGGGAUUGUCGCGCAGAUUUCUGAACCGUUCGCCGCCGCCGACAUCCCUGCCUAUUACAUCAGUACUUUUAAAUUUGAUCAUGCACUGGUACCGGAAGAAAAUAUCAACAGUGUUAUCAAUGCACUCCAAGUCAGUCAAGCUGAAAAGCACUAGGAACCCUUUGGAGCGGAUCACAAGGACACAUUUUCCGUCAAAAACCCUUCUCAGUAUUGUCUUGGAGUGGAAAAAGAAAACAGUUUGGCUUUUUUCUCAAAAGAGAGAAUGGGAGAAGAACCUGUCGCCAUGCCAUGACGAAAAGAAGAAAUUAAGGACUGCUUGAGAGGGAAAUAACUCGUGAUAACUUUUUUUAAAAAAAAAAAUAGUAAUUUUGAAAACAAAAAUCUUCAAAAGGGUGGCAGGUGAAGGUUUUCUGAAGCAAAAUGUAAUCAUUCUGCCAUUUCUAUUUUCUGGGCGUGUCAAUGUGACAGAAAUACAUCACAUCCGAGGUUCAAAAUGAAAGAGACUGCGUGCGGUAAGGUACUUCAAGCGAGUAAGCUACUGGGAGGGAGUGCUGUCGUGAGGGUGAAAGAACAAAAAUUGUGUAGGAUGCGUUUGUGGAACAACAGAGGGGAGGGGAAAAAUAAGGUUUGGCUGUCUCACCUCCUUUGUGGAGAAAAAAGCAGGCUGUGCCAUGUAGUGUGGCAGCCAAGAUGGUCAAUCAUUACAGGGAAAUGUCACUAUGAGGUUAAGGGCAAAACAGGAGCCCUCCAGAUCAUCCCAAAGGUCCAUCUGUUCCAACAUCCUGUUUAGGAGCUGUUAAAUUUGCAGGAUGUAAAAUUCUAGUCCUCAUGGUUCUGAAGAAAGGGCUGGUUUUUAACAGGAACCCCCUGGAUGCUGCACUGACUGGCAGCCACUCUCUAGGGUUUCAGGCAGGGUUCUCUCUGUCCUACCUGGAGAUUGAACCAGGGACCUUUUGCGCGCAACGCAAAUGCUCUAACCACUGGGCUAUGCCCCCCUUUCCCCAACCAGAUGCUUCUAGGAGGCUGAAAACGGGCAUGAAGGCAACAAACCUCCCAUUUGAUUACUGUCCUGCCCAUCAGGGAAAGUCUAUUUCAGUAGCAUGGAUAAUGGCGGUCAAGAGCCACACAUGCGCCAUAAAUAUGUCUGAUCCCCUUUGGAAGCUGCCUCCAGCCUAGUGGCCACCGCCAUGCCGUUUGGCAAUGGGAACGAACUCCAGUGUCCAGAAGGGCCCCAAAUUCAGUCGUCGGCACCACCAGUUAAAAGUGGGUCCUGGGAAAGUCCUUUGCCUGAGAUUCUGGUGAGCCAAUGCCGGUCUGAGAACACAGUAGUGGACUAGAUGGGCGCAGAGUGUCAGUGGCCCUUGCAGAAGUCAGCAGGGUGGAGGAUGUGGACAAAGCUAGAAUUAGGUAGCGCUCUGGAUCAUUGGCUCUGGAUCCACCUCCUACUGGGGCUCCCUGCCUUCUGCCCCACAAGUCCCAGUAAGCUGCAGGCACUGCGGCAGAUUCUACUAUAAAGCAGGUUCCUGUGUUGUUAGGGUUACUUGUCAUAGGCCCUCUCUCAUCAGGGGGAACUGUGAAAUGCAGCCUCAAGCAAUUGACUGUUCAAAACUUGACUGUUCAAAACCUAACAGAGGCCUUCUUACAGAUGUGGAGCAGAAAAAAUUUGGGAAUUUCCCCCCCCUAUAAUUUUUUUCCAUUUCAUAAGUUCAUUAGUAACAGAGAAUCGAUGCCAUCUGCAAAAAGAUAUUAGGCAAGUGCGGCGGUUUUGGCGUUUGUAGCUUUGUUUAUUAAAAGCAAGUAAAAUAAACCUGCUAGAUUAGAUCACUCUCUGCAAUAAAAGUGGUGCCCUCCAGCUCUCCUGGACCACUGCUCCCAUCUGUUCCAGCCAGCAUGGCCAAUGGUCAGGGAUGAUGGGAGUUGUGAUCCACAACAGCUCUACAGCACCAGAAAAUUGUCUAAUACAAACUGAAAUGUUUCCAAUGCAAAUUACCCUAAUCCAAUUCAAAAGUUUCUGGAAGACCCAGAUCACUAGGUAUUCUCUAAUUUUCAGCAGGUUACAGCAGAAAGGUGAGUGCAGGGGUGUUGCAACGUAUAUACCAAUGGAUUAUCUAUUUGAGAAUUAGACACAUGUGACAUUUCCCCGUAAAAGCCAGUGGGCACAAUCUGAAUGAGCUGUCUUGGGCACAUCCCACUGAAAUGAGCACUAUAUUAGAAAUUGUGGGGAAGGGGGUGUUGCGCCCUCUAUUUUAUAAACUGUCUCUUUUAGGCACUUGGUUGGCUUGAUUAGACACACCAAUGGAUUCUUUAAGUUUGUUUGCUUAGUUCAACCUUCCAUCAUUCAGGAUUGUGAGAUGGGGAUAAGCCCUGACGAAGAUAUCUUUGUUGGCUUUUGGAAAAUUGAAAUUUUGAUUUCUGAAUGUUUGUACUUAAUGAGACCUUCUCUGUGUUGCUGCACUUGAAUGCCUCUAGGAGAGCCCUCUGCAGUUUCCCAGUACAUCGUUGCUGCAAAGUUUUCCAAUCUAAGUAAGUUUCA